Molecule: messenger RNA, 3421 nt
Organism: Egretta garzetta (little egret)
Lineage: Eukaryota; Metazoa; Chordata; Aves; Pelecaniformes; Ardeidae
Gene: PRKAB1
Product: protein kinase AMP-activated non-catalytic subunit beta 1
Exons: 7
Coding region: 1086-1907 (273 amino acids)
Biological process (GO): signal transduction
Cellular component (GO): cytoplasm; nucleotide-activated protein kinase complex; nucleus
Molecular function (GO): protein kinase binding
Source: RefSeq, a predicted model, not a curated record
GGGCCUUUUCGGCAGUCUGUCUCGCAGAACCGGCGAGUCGCUGUUUAAGAAGAUGCAGAAACGCUCAAAGCUGUUGCACUUUCACUGUAGCCAGUUAACGUUUGCACAUAUCCCUAUUUUUUUAUCAUGCCAGUUAAAUUAUUUAUUCCUUUAGCUGUUUAUUUCCUUAAGUGAUGAAUGCUGAGACUGGUUUCAGGUUGUGACUGAGCCAAGAUCUCUACAGUUGAAAGUUGGGCAACGUCUGUAACUUGGACUUAGAGGACACGGGGCAAUACCCCAUGCGUGUGCCGGUACCCUGCAGGGCGCUCUGCAAGGGCCUGUGUGUGCGGUUCCACACGGCCUCCCUGGCCGCCUCUAAGUGGCUGCCUUUCGCCUGUAAGUAGUCUCUCUGAUAAGACGCGGCAUGCGUGUCUGGUCUCAUCCCUUCUGCCUGUGGAUGUGGCCUCCAGGGCUGGGGAGCAGGAGGAAGCGUUGCGUUUCUUGCACAGCAGGCCCCUGCCUCUCCUGGAGAAAAGCGAGGACCAGAGGAAGCCUCCAGUGGAGCAUCAGCGGGACUGUGCUGUUUGUGCUUUAGAGCCACAGCCAGGCUCUACUCGGAUCCUCAGCAGGUUGCUACCUGAGAUAACUUUACGUUUUAGUGAAGUUGCAUUUCUAAUAGGCUGGCUUUGAAGCAUUCUGACAGAAAGUUCUACCGAUGCUUCGACUGAGACAGUAGAACGUUGUACACAUGGGUGUGUAGAAGAUGGAAGAACAGGUGCUUGGCUUGGGAGGAUAGAAUGCCCGUGUGCUGCAGUGACAGACACCUGCUUGGUCAACUUCUAGAGUGGCUGAAUCCUGCAGAGAUGCUAGGAUAUCAAACUGUAGCGCAUUUUUAAGGGUAGCUAAAAUUGUCAUUUAGUGUCUUUAUUCUGAGCGUGAUACAAUUUUAAAAUGCUAGUGUUUUGGGUUAAUCAAAUUUCUUAGACUCUUCAACUCAGAAACAGAGCCUAAGUCUACUGAUGAUCCUGCUUUCCAGCUUACUGGUGUCCUGGCUUCAAAAGUACACGCGCUAAUCUGUCUUUUCCUGCUCUUCUAGGUCCUUAAAAAUGGGGAACACAAGCAGCGAGCGAGCUGGACUGGAGCGCCAUGGGCACAAGGCAUCCCGAGGUGACAACUCAGGGGGAGCCAUCAGUACGAAAGAGGGUGAUAGACCAAAAAUUUUAAUGGACAGUCCUGAAGAUGCAGACUUGUUCCAUUCAGAGGAAAUGAAGGCUCCAUUGGAGAAAGAAGAAUUCCUGGCUUGGCAACAAGAUCUGGAAGUGAAUGAUAAAACUCCCACUCAAGCUCGACCAACAGUCUUUCGCUGGACCGGAGGAGGGAAAGAAGUUUAUUUAUCUGGGUCCUUCAACAACUGGAGCAAAAUUCCUCUGACAAGGAGUCACAAUAACUUUGUGGCAAUCCUGGACCUGCCAGAAGGCGAGCACCAAUACAAGUUCUUUGUGGAUGGGCAGUGGACACACGAUCCUUCAGAGCCAGUAGUAACCAGCCAGCUAGGUACCGUCAACAACAUCAUACAGGUGAAGAAAACUGACUUUGAAGUAUUCGAUGCUUUGAUGGUGGACUCCCAAAAAUGUUCAGACAUGUCUGAGUUGUCAAGUUCACCCCCAGGACCAUACCACCAGGAGCCCUACGUUUGUAAGGCAGAGGAGCGCUUUAAAUCACCACCUAUUCUUCCCCCCCACCUGUUGCAGGUCAUCCUGAAUAAGGACACAGGCAUUUCUUGCGAUCCUGCUCUACUCCCUGAACCCAACCACGUCAUGUUGAACCACCUCUACGCACUUUCUAUCAAGGAUGGAGUGAUGGUGCUCAGUGCUACACAUCGUUACAAGAAGAAAUAUGUGACUACUUUGCUGUACAAGCCAAUAUGAACGUCAUCAUAGUUUGUGACCAACUGUUCUGGGCUGGUGCAGUCUCAGAAAAAAAAUUCUUCUCUUAACCAAAUGUACUCCUGCUCUGUGCUGUAGCAAAUGAACUCUGAUUUCAUAUCAUUUCUGAGACUUCCAGGUUUUCCUACAUUUGCCUUAUUUUCCCAGUCCCACCUUGGAAGUUCUUGGAGAUGGCAGCUUCAUGGCAACUAGUCAGAUGGCAAAGGUGUUGGUGCCCAUUGUCAGCUCAGUUAAAAAAAUGCCAGUUUAAUUAGGCUGAAAAAUAGGGCAGCAACAGAUUAGAGAGAGCGGGGCAGGCUGUAAGAAGUAAACAAGCCAGCCCGAAGUCUGGAAAGUUCAGUGUUCUUGUGGGCUCUUACUCGACCUCAACACUCAGCAAAAGCAAGCACUGCUUUCAUAACUCAUCAGACACUCAAUUACUUCAGCAGCAAGUUCCAAACUUGCGUGGCUGAAAUAAGUGUGAAUAGUGAUGAUCUUGUAGCAGCCUUUCUAGGCAAGAACCAGCAACACAAUCAGUGACCAGCUCAUUUUUAUUCUACGGUAGACUGGGGCGCGUUGUUUUUACCGUGAAUAGCUCUGUAGUUUUUCUCUUCCUGAGAACUGAAACACAACUUCUCCCCUGUGGAAUUUCUGGUGAGGACAAUUGUUUUUAAUGGCUGGAUUUUUCUGUAACUGUGUCUUGCAGUAAUCUGCUUUGUGAAACCAAUUUCUCUUGCUGUCACUGAUAAGGACUUCCUUAAGCUGGGAUACCCUUAAGUAAGGCAAUCGAUGUAUUCAGUUUAGGGAUUAGUUCUCCAGUAACAGGCUGAAGGUGGCUGUAAGUCACCUCUGUUGCAGUUGCCAAACUUGCCCCUUGGUGUAAGCAGUCGCAGCGUGCUGGGUGCAGCAGCGCUGUGCCCGUCGGUGCCCAGGGCUGGAGCUGGGCCUCCGCUCCAGGUUGCGGCAGUGACCAUGGCUAUAAAACCCCUGGUGCUUCCGCAGCCAGGGCGGUGGGAUCUCUGCAACUUUUUAUUCUGUUUAUAUUUUCUAAAUGAUUGUUGUAACACCAGGUUGCCUGUACUUGGUACUCACAGCCUGUUUUAUCCCAAAACAAAUGCAACAUUAAUGCAAAACUGCCUGCCAGAGUGCCUCAGGCCUGCCCUGGAGGAACCAGCUCAGGAGGUGACCGGCUGCGUCCUUCCACUGUUUGCUGGUGCCUGCGAGUGCCAGUGAGUGUGCCAACGAUAACCAGCCCCCGCCCCACUGUGGGGAGGAGCACACUGCACAAAUCGGUGAGGAGUUUGAGUGGAGACAAAAGCUGGAGCAGCCAGCGUUCAGUGGAAGCAGCCACGGUGGAAGGGUGGUUUGCCACCCUCGGAUCUGCUCUCUGGCCUUGUUGCAACAUCUCGAGUCGUUCAGCAGAUCUGGGUACAGUGCAAUGGUUUUCUCUGAAAACUCUUUCUUCGUUCUGUGCUAUGGAUAGUACUUGGUAUUCUGAAAUAGGGAUUUGCUUUUGU